Messenger RNA from Armigeres subalbatus, 1401 nucleotides. RefSeq lists its product as uncharacterized. The transcript has 6 exons. Bases 163 to 1401 code for a protein of 412 amino acids. Lineage: Eukaryota; Metazoa; Arthropoda; Insecta; Diptera; Culicidae. The record is from RefSeq and is a predicted model, not a curated record.
UCACAUUGUGUUUUGAUCGUCAAAUAAUUUAGUUAAACGACAGCGUUCGUUCAUUAUAGACGCAUGAGAUAGCCGCGUGGUCAGUUCUAGACAUUCCAUUUCCAUUCUACGUGUCCGACAUUCCCGGCUCUUUGCGCACAACAUUGACCAGCAGAACAAAUCAUGGCUUUCAACAAGGAUGAAAUGCAUGCUCCCCAAUGGAUGGAUGAUGCAUUUUUUGAGAAAGUGCUCAAACAAUCGGAAAACGAUUCCGAUCUAUCAGUGAGCGAGAGCAAACUCAUCCCCGGUACUAAACCGGGAGACCAUUUCGCGAGUGUCAUUUUCCGCGCCAAAGUCACUUACAACAGCCGCGGUGAGAGUCGCGAAAUAUCGUUGAUUAUCAAAACGAUUCCCGCGCAGGAAGGCAUCAAGAAGGACCUCCUCAAAGGAGGGGAGAUCUUCGGAACGGAAACUAUCAUGUACCAAACGGUGAUCCCAGAAAUGGUACGACUGCUGCGUUCGGUUGGAGACAACACGGAGUUUGGGCCGAGGCUCAUGUACUCUUCGAACGACCCAUCCUGGGUAAUGGUUUUUGAGGAUAUCACCAAACGAGACUACCAAAUGAAGGAUCAUCAGUUAAACCUAGACGAUGCCAAGAUUGUGUACACAAAACUGGCACGAUGGCAUGCUGCUUCAUUAGUUUUAUCCGAUUCGGUGCCAAUCAUUCCCAAGUUGGACAAUAGCAUCGCAAGUGCAAUGCAGGCGGAUAUCAGUGAAAUGUGGAUUGCAAACAUAGCUAUGCUGGCCACACUCUGCCGCGGAUGGCCUGGCUAUGAAACAUACGGCGAUCGUUUGGACAGCCUAAAGGACACCAUCAUAACUAAGAUUAAAGACAUCUUUCAGCUCAAGGACUCCAACCUGUACAAUGUGCUGAAUCAUGGCGAUUUGCAUUACAAGAAUAUGAUGUUCAAAAUCGAAGAUAGCGAUACGAAAGACAUUUUGCUGCUUGACUAUCAAUUGAGCUUCUGGGGGACUCCUGCAUGCGAUAUCAUCUAUUCAUUGUACAACACAUGCUCCAUAGAGACAAGAGCCAAUCAUCGGGAUGAGCUGAUCAAGUUCUAUCACGACGAGUUCACAGCUACGUUGAAUAAAUUGGGUUAUAUGAAGAAAAUUCCGACUCUGGUUGAUUUACAAGUGGAAGUUCUAAAGUGCGGAUAUUUAGAAACAUUCCUGUCGUGUACAUUCCUUCCUAUAUUGAUUGCACCAUUCGAAGAGCUCAUGUCCACAUCUGCAAUUGAAGAAGGUUUUGAACUUGAUUUUGGCAAUAAAGAAUUGAUGCUGCACAUAUUUCAGCAUCCCAAGUAUGUUUCAGUCAUCCAACGAUAUUUGCCUGCUCUACUUCAUAGAGGCCUUCUAGAGUAA